Cladocopium goreaui is the source of this 7449-nucleotide messenger RNA. The record is from the annotation of a GenBank genome assembly. NCBI's taxonomy places the organism in Eukaryota, Dinophyceae, Suessiales, Symbiodiniaceae.
GACCAUGAUUCGUUUUGCUACCUUACAAGUUUGCUUGACGCGUCUCUGCAUACUAUCACUUUCUGGUGUGGCUGCUGAGGCGGACCUGCAAACCCGCCUGCACGAUUUGAGCUGGGCAGACCUGAGUUGUUUGCGGCAGGAACCAAGGGGCUGUGCGGUGCUACAGGAUCAGUAUAGCUGCCUGAGCAGCAAGAGUGACGAGGCGCCAUGCCUUUGGUGCGAUGGGGGGCCAUGCCUAGCUGGCCGUUUCAAUCGUUGUGAGUCCUUGCCAACCUUCAAGGGUACCGAGGAGACAGCCACGCACGGUACUGUGGAAGUGCCGGGCUGCGAAGAUGGCGCCGCCACGGUCUUUAAGAAAGGGCGGCCGGACAUGGCACCCAGCCAGGAACAAUUGAGCAAGCUGAGCCCGGUGAAAGGAGGUUGCAUGUCUGUGCAGGACAUGUCCACCUGUCUGAGCAGCAAAGAUGGCAGUGGGAAUGCGACCUGGGGAUACACUCCAUACAAGGUGGCAGGCGAAGCCUGCGUGUGGUGUGGCGGGGUGCAAUGCACCGAUGCCAACACGGCCUUGUGCAUGCCCUACGACCUGCUGAUGAAUGGCCAGGGGCCACACCACAACCUCUUCUAUGCCAAGCACAACUUCAAAGUGGCCAAAGUGAAGGAGUCCAAGGUCGUCUUCCCGCCUUCGGAUUUAUCCUGUCUGUCAAAAGACAACAAGGGAUGCCCCUCGUUUUUGGAUGCCUAUGCUUGUCUCGCCAGUGCAGAUGGUCGACCAGAUGAAACCAUCUUUGGUCGGAAGGUGCAUGGGCAGCCUUGUGUGUGGUGCAACAACACGUUGUGCAAUGAGAGGGGCGCGAAAUGCGAACCCUACGACUUGCAGAUGAAUGGUGAAGGCGUUGCAUUCACAACAAGUUACUCGAAGGAUCCGAUGGUUGCGCAAUGCAAGGAUGGAAGGGUCAAGCCACACUUCAACGUGUCCAAACCGGUCCUGAAUCUGCCCACGCCUAAUAUGGACAAGCUGGAGUGCUUGACCAUGAAGUCUGGUGGCUGCAAGACCAUCACGGACAAGAUAAGCUGCAUCAGCAUUCGCGAUGGCUCCGAGACGGACUCCGAGGGCGGCCUUGCAAUCCGUGGGCAGCCGUGCGUGUGGUGCGGUGGAGGGAAGUGCACCGAUGGCUCCGACGCGGUCUGUGCAGCCUAUGAGUACCUGGCGCAUGGCGCCGGAAAGGUCUUUGCACAAAUCAUGACCGUGAGCACCACCGUGGCAGAGUGUCAUGAACAAGAGAUGCAGUUCAGCGAUGCUGAUGUGGGGUGCUUGAAGCCUGCUGAGAAGGGCUGCAACAUGAUCCGGGAUUCGGUCACCUGCACGAACAGCCGAGAGGAGCGGCCCUACGAAUACAUCGCAGGGUUCAAGGUCAAGGGCCAGCCUUGCGUGUGGUGUGGCGGUGGGCAAUGCCAUGAUGGUGAAGACACUCUUUGCGAGCCCUACGACUAUGCACUUUAUGGUGCUGGUCAUGCCUUUCACACCAAGUACAGCCAUGGACCCUUCUACAAGGCCUUUUGCAACAAGGAUUCCCAGCCGGGUGCCGAAAUGCUACCAGCAGAUUGGCAGAUCCAUGGCAUGCGGAUGCAUGUGGACUGCGGGAAGCCUUUCCCGGUGUGGGCCAAGGUGGGCCAACGGUGUGGCUUUUGCAAAGUAUUGGUGCCAAGCAUCAAGGAAGACUACAAGACCUGCAAGGACUACUGUGCUUCACAAGGCAACUUGCAGUGCGCUUCAUCGUCCUUGGGUUCCAUUUCCAGCUGCGAUCUGAAAGAAAAGAAAUCCUGCGACUACGCUUUCCAGGUCUAUGAGCAUGGCCUCUGUGAGUGCUCCUUCGAAUCGACCGUGAAGGCAGUCAAUGAGGAUUUUGGCAAGGCGUUGGCGUCGCCCAGUAAGGUAGACAUGCAGUGCUUGAAGAAAGCCGAGAAAGGAUGCAGGGCCAUCACCGACCGCCUCAACUGCCUCAGCAGUAUUGACGAUGGCUUGCAGGACUCUGUCAAGGGGCUCAAGGUAAAGGGAGAGCCUUGCGUGUGGUGUGGCGGUGCGCCUUGCACAUCGAAAGAUCCCGCGAUCCUCUGUGAAGCCCGCGACUACCUGGUGAACGGCAAGGGCUUGGCCUUUGUCCAUCGUCACGUUGCCGCAGAAAAUGUGGACGUGGCCAAGUGCGAGGCGCCUAAGCGGAGCUUUGGCAACCUCGGCUGCCUGAAACGUCAAGAGAAGGGCUGCAACAGCAUCAAGGACAUGGAUACGUGCCUCAGCAGCCUUGACGGUCGACCUUACGAUCAAGUGGCCGGAUUGCAGGUUGAGGGGCAGCCCUGCGUUUGGUGCGGUGGAGUGCCUUGCAACUCGAACAACGGCAACCUCUGCGAGCCCUAUGAUUUCGCCCUCCAUGGUGAAGGCCACGCCUAUGAUGUGAAUCAUGCAGAGGAUAAGUACUACACAGCAGCCUGCGAGGCUGGUCAACCAGUGAAGCAUACCACCUCGACAGCCGCCGAACGUGCUGGCAUUACUACUCUGGUGGACUGUGGGACGCCACAACCCAUUUGGAAAGGUGUCGGCAAGAAGUGCGGGCAGUGCAAAGUGCAGGUGGCCAUUGAAGCUGCGAAAUCCUACGGAAAUUGCUCUGGCUACUGCCAAGCUCAAGGCCUGACCUGCGAGAAGGCCUAUAGCUCUCACCUGCACAGCUGUGACUUGAGGUCCGACGAAGCCAUCAGCUGCCAACAAAGCUUCGAUGACUCCAGCGGCUUCUUGUGCCAGUGCGCGCUGCACCAGGCGCCACAGGCGCAGGGCCAGGAGGCACAGGCGAUGUAUGGACAAUGUGGUGGCAAGGAUUGGAAGGGCUACACACGCUGCAAGGCUGGUGCUGUUUGCAACGUGGUAGAUGCAGACUUCUCUCAGUGCGUCCCAAGUGGUACUGCCAAAGCCGGUGUUCGCGCUGAGCCUCCUCAGAGCCCACUCGCCUCGACUUUGAGCGCUGCUGCUCCAUCCUUAUUCCUGCAGGACUCUCAGGAUGACCUGGGCAGUGCGCCUCCCGCAGUGGAAGGCGCCAGCUGCUCUUAUCAUCCAAAGUGCGCUGCGCUGAAGCUGGCAGGUGAGUGUUGCCCCAACCCUGAGGGCGUUCGCUUGGACUGCUGCUCCAAGGGCACCUUCGACACCAGCAGCGUCGUGCUGGACCCGGCAACGCCGCAAACGCCGCACGCCGAAGGGGCGAUGCUGGGAGCCGCACCGGAGGCCAAUCAGCCCUCCGAGUGGUGGAAGAUUCCAAAACCCUCACAGGAGCAACUGAAGUGCAUGCCAUCUGAGCCAAAGGGCUGCGGCUCCAUCAAGCACAAGUUGAUGUGUUUGAGUCGCGUGGACGGGCGCAUUGGCUAUGCUCCUCACGGGUUGAACGUGGGUGGCGAGCCGUGCGUCUGGUGCGGCGGUGGGCCAUGUACCAGUUACAGCGAUGCCGUUUGCGAACCCUACAACUGGUUGGUGAACGGCCAGGGCAAGGCCUUUGCCUCUCAGAAUUCUGCGCCUGCCACCUGGCUAGUGGCAAAGUGUCAGGAUGACCGAAACUCGGUCUUCAACGAGCUGGGCUGCUUGCGGAAGUCGGAGAUCGGAUGCAAUCACAUCACGGAGAAACACCAGUGCUUGGCGAGUUUGGACGCGCGGCCAUAUGUGGAAGUGGCCGGCUUCAAGGCCAGAGCACAGCCAUGUGUGUGGUGUGGCGGAGGGACUUGUCAUUCCAACAAUGGAAACCUGUGCGAACCCUACGACUUUGUCAUGAACGGACAAGGUCAAGCAUUCAAGUCCAACUACGGCUUCAACACCUACAUGGUGGCCGAGUGCACUCAGGAUGGCCGGGUGUUGCCCAUGAGCUAUCCUCAUGCAGACGUGGAAAGAGGCUUGCCUACACAGGUGACCUGUGGAGAGAAGGUGACCUGGAAUGGUGUUGGCAAAGUUUGUGGUGACUGCGACGUGACGGUGCCAAACAUCUUUGCAACUUUUGGCAGCUGCAACUCCUACUGCGCGGCACAGGGUGGCUUGAAGUGUCUGUCCGCCCAGAAGGCCUUCACCCACAGCUGCUCAGCGCAGCCUCCGGACGAGUACGACUUGAGCUGCGACAGCGCCUUCGCCAGUGGCGAGUUCGCCCGGUGUCACUGCAGUGCUUCGGAGAGGGCCACGGAGGCCCUGGUGGAUCAGAACGCCAACCUGCCGGCCCUGCCGUAUGCGCAAUGCGGUGGGAAGGAAUGGACUGGCAUCAGCAGAUGUCAGGUCGGCAGCACCUGCUUCAUGAUCAAUCGAUGGUACAGCCAGUGCCUGCCAGGGGCCUAUUCGAAUCCGGACCAGGCAGCACAAGCCGCCAAAAAUGCAGCGGAGGCGAAGGGCCAGCCCAUCCAGGACCAGGCCGUAGCGGCCGGUGCAGCUGCCACCAAGGCGGCCAGCGCGACGGGGCAGAGUGCCCAGAGUCAGGCCACUCGUGCCUAUGUGGCAGCGGCCGGCACAGCAGCCAUCGGAGGAUUGGCACGGCCUCAGGCGCACGACAUUGGCGAGGCCGCAGCACAUGCUGCGUCCUAUCAAGAUGGCAGCCUCACUCACCAGGAGGCGAACCAAGUGGCGCAGCAGGCCAUUCGAGCGGGCGAGGCCAUUGUCUUCGGGGAAGAUCAAUCCAACAACGCUGCAGAGAUUGCCGGGAAAGCCGCAGCCAAUAGUGCCAAGGACACAGGGCUAUCGGGAAACGAACAGUGCCAAAAGGCCUAUCGCGCAGCUUUAGCCUUUGCCAAGGGCAGUGGCAAGACCCCCAAGCAGCAAGCCGAGUUAGCGGCCACCGUGGCACAGAAGGCGGCCUUCCGUGCAGAGCUCACGCCGCGGCAGCAGGUGCAGUGCGUGGUGGAUGCCGCGCAGGCCAGCGCCUCCACGGACGGAGCCUUCUCCGACACCGUGGCGGACGCCAUGACGCACGCGGGGACGGUGGCCGCGCAGGGCGCCGGGAUUGACGCGGCUCAGGUCAGCGGUGUGGUGGCAGACUGCGUCAAGGCCACAGAAGAUGCGAGUGCAGAUGGUCUGAAGAUCCCUCAGGAUGUGAUGGACAAGUGCAUGACCACAGCCAAGGCCUCCGGUUUGGGCUUGGCCGCUGAAGUCAUGGCAACCAGUGGACUUUUGGCGCCUGAAGCGGCACAAGCUGCCAGGAAGUGCGUCUACGACGCGGCCAUCCAGGGCGGCAAGACCCCGGGCGAGGCCGCGGCCGCGGCCGAGGCCGCUGCGCGCAGCGUUGCUGCAGCCUUGGCACGCCCAGACAACCAGAAAGUGACCCCGGAGCCAGUGCAACGUGUGGGUGAAGACUGCUGGGUGGCGUGUGGGAAGCAGUCGGGGCUUUGCGCUUUCUGCGGCGUUGGCAAUGCCUGCUGUCGAAAGGACGAGUUGAAUCCCACGAAGGCCUGUCAGAAUAUCAAAACCUUCUCAACAUGGCACCAUGAGUGCGUGCGCCCUGUACACCUGCCAGAGGACAUGUCCGACGUGGCGGCGGCCGUGACCGAGGCCAGCGGCUACGAGACCGCCGCCGAGAGCGCGGCCAUCGCCAGCGCCGCCAGCGCCGGCGGCGGCCACGGCGCGGCGGCGCAGGCCGUGGCGGCGGGGACGGCGGCGGCGAAGGCGGCGAAGGACGAGGGGCUCAACACGGUGAAUCAGGUCACAGUCGCGUACAAAGCUGCAGAGAACGCUGGAAAGGAGGGUGGCAUGACGCAGUACGACGCGGACCAAACGGCCCAGAGUGUGGCGGAGGACGUGGCCGGCGACAGCGGCAUGUCCGGCACGGAGGCGACUGCGGCGGCGGCUGCUGCUGCGGCAGUGGUGCAUGGCUUGCCGUUGCCCACGGGUAGCACCCCUGUGCCUCUGCAGCCUCCGGUGCUGGAGCCCGGUCCGGUGAUUCUGCCGGCGGGCCCUGGGAUGCCGGGGAAGCCGCAGGUGGCCACACUCACGGAGAAGCCCACUGAGAUAAUAGAGACGGCGCCGGGCUCGCGACCGGUGGUGGCGGUGGAACCUCCAGUGACGCCUGCGGUGCUGACGCCACCGAAGCCCGUGCAGCCGGAGAAGGUGGAUGUGCAGAUCCUGCCACAACCCAUCCCUCCUGCAGCGCAGGCCGGAAUCGAGGCUGCAGAAGCCAAGAAGGAGCAGGGUGCAGAUGUGCAUCAGCAGGCUGUGGCCGCAGCGGGCGCCACUGGAUCCUAUGAAGUUGGAGAGGAAAAGACCCAACAGGAGGCAAAAGAUAUGGCCACACAGGUGGCAGAAUACGUGGCGCAUAAGGACAGCCUGCCCAUCGACGAGGCCAAGGCUGAGGCUGAAAAGGCCGUGGUGGAGGCGAUCAAGGCCCAAGGGGGCCAAUUUGUGAAUCCAAAGAUCGUGCCGCCUGUGCCAGACAGCAUCAAGGUUCAUCAGAGGGACAUGAAGAAUCCGGGUCAGGACUGUUGGGCUGCUUGCGGCUCGAAAUCUGGUUAUUGCCCCACCUUUUGUGGCAUUGGCGCAUGUUGCAGGAAGAUGGAGAAAUCCCCUGUCCCAGAGUGCCAAAAUGCGUCCAACUCCGAGCGCUAUGAGUGUGUGGCGCCUGCCAACGUCUUCCCCGCCGUGCGAAAUCGCCAGGCCGAUUCCAACAGCACCUUUCUGGUGGUGGAUGCGGGACCUGAGACGGUGGAGGAGGGUGUCCAGGGGGUAGGCAUUGGAUUUUGGAUGGUGGGCUUGGCCCUGGUGCUGGCCUGUCUGGUCUGUUGUGGAGGCUGGUGCCUGUUUUCUGGAGCCGAGAAGAAGAGCAAGGGACAGACGCGAACAGCGGGAGUGAUCGUUUCGAAAUCCGACGGUGAAGACCUGGAGCUGCAGGAGCCCCUGAGAGCGGCGAGCGCUUCGGCUCCUGUACCGGGCAGCCGUGCCAUUGGUGAGGCCCCUGCCGCACCAGUGGUGGCACCCGCACCCGCGUACCGAUAUGUUGCUGGCUCUUCACAAGGCUACAUGGCUGCACCGCAGGAGCAGGCCAGCUCGAGUGCUGCCGUGCGACCCAUGGUGGCACCUGCGAGGGCUCUGACAGCUCCGCAGGCUGGCCCCUGCGCACCUUGCCGAGCGGCCGCCUGGGAUCAGUUUGAUCGCAUCGACACCAACCACGAUGGCGUUUUGUCACGCGCGGAGUGGGAUGAGGCGAUGCAGGCACCCCUGGGGCAACCAAUGGUGGUGAACGCUCACCCCAGCGCUUCGCAGGACUCCUUUGUACCACGCCAGGCUGGCCAUGUCGUGUCGACCAACAAGGGACCCAUGAUGAUGGAACCAACAACCCACUAGACUUCAUGGUAGGUACAGUGAGGGAACCCCACGCCAGGGGCAAUGUCACCUGUGGCAUGGGGAGUAUCGACUCCCUCCAGGGAUUGGCUCGAAGUAGUGGACAUCCC